Ctenocephalides felis (cat flea) is the source of this 3663-nucleotide messenger RNA. RefSeq lists its product as uncharacterized. Gene Ontology annotation, molecular function: DNA helicase activity. The transcript is spliced from 4 exons. The coding region runs from base 1 to 3663 and encodes 1220 amino acids. Gene Ontology annotation, biological process: DNA repair; telomere maintenance. Lineage: Eukaryota; Metazoa; Arthropoda; Insecta; Siphonaptera; Pulicidae. The record is from RefSeq and is a predicted model, not a curated record.
AUGCCACGAAUUCGCAGAGGGGCAAGUAAUUUUGGAAGACGUACUCGGCAAGCUCGAGCGAUCUAUGAACGAAGAUUGAAUAGGACCCAUGAACAACAUAUGAUGGACAAUAUGAAUUUGAGAGAGCAAGUAGCAAAUACACGUGCCAAUGAAAGUUUAGAGAGACGUACUCAACGACUGACAGAUAUGGCAUUAAGAAAUCGAGAGGUGCAAGGAAGUGCGACCGCCGCCAUUAGAGAAAAUAAUCAACGACGAGUUAAUAAUCACAGAGCACUGGUACGUGCAUCACUUUUGCGCCUGGCGUUUAAUUAUGAUCCUGAAAUUGAUUAUUCAUCACACUCUUUAAUUACCAUUGGUAAUAUGGACAAAGUAUGUAAACAUUGCCAUGCUCUAAAAUUCAAAGGAGAAUCAGCAGGUUUAUGUUGCGCAUCAGGGAAAAUUAUAUUGACAAAAUUAACAACACCACCGGAACCUUUAAAAACUCUACUAGAUGGAACAACGUCUCAAUCAAAAAUAUUACUGAAAAAAAUUCGCAAAUUCAAUUCAUGUUUUCAGAUGACGUCUUUUGGUGCUACGAAAGUAUUUGAAAAUGAAGAUGGUCGAAAUUUCGAAUCAACAUUUAAGAUACAAGGUCAAGUUUACCACCAAAUCGGUUCAUUGUUUCCCAUGCCUGAUGUGAAUCCGAAAUUCUUACAGAUUUAUUUUAUGGGCGAUGAUGAACGACAAACAAACAUGCGAUGCGAAUUUAAUCACAUACAGCUUAUGAAGGAAAGAGAUAUUGUAAACUCUUUGGAAAUAUUUUUUAAAAACCAUAACCAGUUGUUGCAUUUGUUUAAGACUCUUUCAAGUAGACUAGAAAACGAUGAUUACGCUAUUAUUAUUAGAGCAGACAAAGUGCCGGUUGGAGAACAUGCUGGCGCAUAUAAUGUUCCAACAGUCAAUGAAGUCGCGGUCGUAAUAGCUGGUGAUCUAUGUGAGGGGCGUGAUAUACGUAUACAACGGAGAGAUAAUACCAUGCAGAUAAUACAGGACAGUCAUCGUUCUUAUGAUGCUUUGCAGUAUCCAUUGAUAUUUUGGAAAGGUGAAGAUGGGUACCAUUUGAAUAUUAAACAAAGGGAUCCAAAUACAGGUGCAGAACUUGCCAAAAAAGUAAGUGCCAUGGACUUUUACUGCUACCGAUUAAUGAUUCGAGCUAAUGAAGAAAAUAACAUCCUUAAAUGCAGACAGCUAUUCCAUCAGUUCGUGGUCGACAUGUAUGUGAAAAUUGAGAGUGAGAGAUUGAGAUUCAUAAAGUUUAAUCAAGCCAAACUCCGCGCUGAGGAAUACAUACAUUUGCGUGAUGCAGUACUUGGUAAUGUAGAUGCAAUGAAUGAUAUUAGUCAUAUUGGUACUGCAUAUAUUCUUCCAUCUUCUUAUAUUGGAAGUCCGCGACAUAUGCAGGAGUACAUUCAAGAUGCUAUGGCUUAUGUUCGUGCAUAUGGCAGACCUGAUCUGUUCAUUACCUUUACGUGCAACCCCAAAUGGGAUGAAAUAAAAAAAUUGCUGAUGCCGGGACAAACAACGAUGGAUAGGCAUGAUAUAACUGCACGAGUUUUUAAACAGAAGUUGAAAUCAUUGAUGAAUUUGAUAACGCAUCAUUCUGUUUUUGGUGAAACACGCUGUUGGUUAUACUCAGUAGAAUGGCAGAAAAGAGGUUUACCCCAUGCACAUAUUUUGUUGUGGUUAAUUGAUAAGGUACGUUCUGUAGAGAUUGACAAUAUUAUCUCAGCAGAAAUUCCUGAUAAAAAUGUUGAUGAGGAAUUGUUCGAUAUUAUAACUACUAACAUGAUACAUGGUCCAUGCGGUACUCUCACCAUUAUGUCACCAUGCAUGGUGAAUGGAAAAUGUACAAAACAUUUUCCAAAAUCAUUUCAAAACGAUACUAUCACCGACAUUGAUGGUUACCCCGCUUAUCGGCGACGUGACGUUGACAAUGGUGGACAAUGUUUUGAAUUGCGACUGUCGAAUGGCGGGGUAAUAGAUGUUGAUAAUCGAUGGGUAGUUCCUUAUUCGCCUUUGCUAUGCAAAACCUAUAAAGCACAUAUAAAUGUCGAACUAUGCAGCUCGGUGAAGUCAAUAAAAUACAUAUGCAAAUAUGUUCAUAAAGGGAGCGACAAAGCGAUAUUUGCAAUUAAAAGUAUUAAUGAGAAUGAUGAAAUAACCCGAUAUCAAAUGGGUAGAUACGUCAGUAGCAAUGAAGCUAUUUGGCGUAUUUUUGGUUUUCCCAUACACGAAAGGAAUCCAUCUGUGGUACAUUUGGCUGUGCAUUUGGAGAACGGUCAGCGGGUAUACUUCACAGAAAACAAUAUAUUACAACAAGCUUUGACUGCUCCGAAGACCACUCUAACUGCAUUUUUUAAACUUUAUUGGGUACCUAGAAAACGAGGUAUUCCUGUUUUAGGAUUCGAAGGCAUAUAUAUGACAAACAAUUUGGGUAGAUUGUAUACUGUUCAUCCUAAGCAACGAGAAUGCUUUUAUUUACGUUUGUUGUUGAUUAAUGUUAUAGGACCAAGAUCAUUCCAAAAUUUGAGGACAGUCAAUGGAAUUUUAUAUGAAACUUUUUAUGAUGCGUGCCGUGAGUUGCACUUAUUGGAGAAUGAUAAUCAAUGGGACAUGACUCUUGCAGAUGCAGCACUGAUUUCAUCUGCACAUCAAAUUCGACAAUUAUUUGCAAUAAUAUUAACAACAUGUUUUCCAUCAGAUGCAUCUGCACUAUGGAAUACACAUAAAGACCCAAUGACACCGAGCCGAGCAGCAGUAGAUAUCAUGAACAGCGAUGUUCAACGUGAACACCAGUUUGAUAAAACUGCUUUAGCUACUUUUGUUGCUAAUAAUGAAAUAUUGCUUACUGCCGAGCAACAAAGUGUAUAUGAUCAAAUCAAUACGUCAAUUGAGGCACAGCAGGGCGGAUUCUUUUUUUUGGACGCACCCGGAGGCACUGGCAAAACAUUUAUUAUUUCACUGAUUCUUGCGCGUGUGCGGUCACAAAAUAAUAUUGCGUUGGCAAUAGCUUCAUCAGGAAUUGCAGCGACAUUACUUGAAGGAGGACGAACUGCGCAUUCGGCAUUCAAGUUACCUUUAAAUGUUCAUGUUAAUCCAGAAGCAAUGUGCAACAUAAAGAAGAAAUCAGGAAUGGCGAAAGUUUUGCGAAAAUGUAAAAUAAUCAUCUGGGAUGAAUGUACUAUGGCGCACAAACAUUCGCUUGAAGCUCUUGAUAGGUCACUGAAAGAUAUCAAAAAUAAUAAUUGUCUUUUUGGUGGCUGCCUAUUGCUACUGUCUGGCGAUUUCAGACAGACAUUGCCCAUUAUUCCACGAGCGACGCGUGCUGAUGAAAUAAAUGCCUGCUUAAAAAAGUCUUAUCUGUGGCGCCACGUGAAGAAAUUAUAUCUCAGGGUUAACAUUCGUGUUCAAUGUCUAAAUGAUGCACUGGGGUCAAAAUUUGCACAACAAUUAUUGGAUAUUGGUAAUGGCAGAAUUGAUUUUUAUGAAAAUACAGAGUACAUUCAAUUCCCUGAUAAUUUUUGUAAUAUGGUUGAUAGCAAAGCCAAACUUAUAGAAAAUAUUUUUCCAAAUUUAAAGGAUAAUCAUAAAGAUCAUAAGUGGCUACAAAACGAGCAAUUUUAG